This is a messenger RNA of Condylura cristata (star-nosed mole), 3095 nucleotides long. It is a transcript of the gene FAM20C, whose product is annotated as family with sequence similarity 20, member C. Gene Ontology annotation, molecular function: protein serine/threonine kinase activity. Gene Ontology annotation, cellular component: Golgi apparatus. Bases 705 to 2465 code for a protein of 586 amino acids. Gene Ontology annotation, biological process: protein phosphorylation. The transcript has 10 exons. NCBI's taxonomy places the organism in Eukaryota, Metazoa, Chordata, Mammalia, Eulipotyphla, Talpidae. The record is from RefSeq and is a predicted model, not a curated record.
CUGAGCUCCGUACCCUGCCGCUGCACCUGCCCGGGGACCUCGCCUGCCGCUCCGUGCGUCCCCCUCCGCCCUCUCGGUCUCCACGGCCCCGCGCCCUCAUUCCCCCUCCCGGUCCCCGCCUCCCAGCAGCAGUGUGAGUGCCACCAAGCCUUGCCCGAAGGAGCCGCCCCUUCUCUGCCUGCCGGCCAGGCGCCUCCCGCGGCCCACGGAGCCGCGGAGGGUACUGCGCGGCGGAUCGGAUUGCGCUGUGCCGUCGCCACCUCCACCCCCGGCCGCCGCGCCCUGGCUGAGAUGGGCCGCAGCAUAGGGGCCCUGUGUGCCGGAUGAUCUCGGCCGCGGCCCGGGAGACCCGAGCCGGCAGCUGCGCGCGCGGGGCUUCAUCCGGGUGCGCUCCCAACCACCUGGCUAGCUGCUCCCCGCGCCCCCAGCUCCGCGGACGAGGACCGCUGGGGUAGCGGCUGAGGGCGCGGCCGCUCCGGAGAGGCCGAGAGGGAGCGGCUCCGAGAUGGCCCAGAGAACAGGCUCUUUGGCGGUGGGUGCCCUACACGCGGUCGGGACCCUGGUACAGCGCCGGAGCUGGUAGCUUUCUGAGCCACAUGGACCUUGACCCGUGCCGCGGCACCGCGUUUGUGCCAAGCCGAGACUAGAGGGGCACCGACAGGGCGCGCUCCGGGAGGGCACCGGAGUUUCAGGCCGCGCUCGCCAUGAAGAUGAUCCUGGUGCGGAGGUUCCGUGUGCUCAUCCUGAUGGUGUUCCUCGUGGCCUGCGCGCUGCACAUCGUGCUGGACCUGCUGCCCAAGCUGGAGAGGCGCUCCGCGCGGCCCUCCGGGGAGCCAGGCUGCUCCUGCGCGCAGCCCGCUGCCGAAGCGGUGGCACCAGGUUGGGUCAAGGCUAGGGGCCGCCCGGGGGAGCCUCCGGCCGCAGCUUCCGCCACGGGCGACGCGGGCUGGCCCAAUAAACACACGCUGCGCAUCCUUCAGGACUUCAGCUCUGACCCGUCCUCCAACCUCACGUCACACUCUCUGGAGAAAUUGCCGCCAGCGGCGGAACCGGCCGAAGGCACCUUGCGAGGGCAGGAUCCUGUCACUCCCCGACCCCGAGACUUGGCGCACCGGCCGCUGCUUAGAGAUCCUGGUCCCCGUCGUUCCGUGCUGCCUCCUGGUUCUAGUGGGGACGGUUCCCUCCUGGCCAGACUGUUCGAACACCCACUCUACCAGCUGGCUAUUCCACAGAUAACUGAGGCUGACGUCCUUUUCAAUGUGAACACUGAUAUAAGAUUCAACCCCAAGGCUGCAGGGGAGAAUCCAGACUGGCCACAUGACGGUACUGAGGAUGAAGGGUUCCUUCCCACGGGGGAGGCGGCUGUGGACUCCUAUCCCAACUGGCUCAAAUUCCACAUCGGUAUUAACCGGUAUGAGCUGUACUCUAGACACAACCCCGCCAUCCAAGCCCUGCUGCGGGACCUCGGUGCUCAGAAGAUAACCAGUGUCGCCAUGAAGUCAGGGGGCACGCAGCUCAAGCUCAUCAUGACGUUCCAGAAUUAUGGGCAAGCGCUGUUCAAACCCAUGAAGCAGACACGGGAGCAGGAGACACCCCCUGACUUUUUUUACUUCUCGGACUAUGAGAGGCACAAUGCGGAGAUUGCAGCCUUCCACCUGGACAGGAUCCUGGAUUUCCGUCGGGUCCCCCCAGUGGCCGGACGGAUGGUCAACAUGACCAAGGAGAUUCGGGAUGUCACUCGGGACAAGAAGCUGUGGAGGACCUUCUUCAUCUCUCCAGCCAACAACAUCUGCUUCUACGGGGAGUGUUCCUACUACUGCUCCACGGAGCAUGCCCUGUGUGGGAAGCCUGACCAGAUUGAGGGCUCGCUGGCAGCCUUCCUGCCAGACCUGUCCCUGGCCAAGAGGAAGACAUGGCGAAACCCCUGGAGACGCUCCUACCACAAACGCAAGAAGGCAGAGUGGGAAGUGGAUCCCGACUACUGUGAAGAGGUGAAGCAGACACCUCCCUACGAUAGGAGCCACCGUGUCCUGGACAUCAUGGACAUGACCAUUUUUGACUUCCUUAUGGGAAACAUGGACCGCCAUCACUAUGAGACAUUUGAGAAGUUUGGAAAUGACACGUUCAUUAUCCACUUAGACAACGGAAGAGGGUUUGGGAAAUACUCCCAUGACGAGCUCUCCAUCCUGGUGCCCUUACAGCAGUGCUGCAGGAUCAGGAAGUCCACCUACCUGCGGCUGCAGCUCCUGGCCAAGGAGGAGUACAAGCUGAGCCAGCUGAUGGCGGAGUCCCUGCGGGGGGACCGGGUGGCCCCCAUCCUGUACCAGCCGCACCUGGAGGCCCUGGACCGGCGGCUCCGCAUCGUGCUGCAGGCUGUCAGGGACUGCGUGGAGAAGGACGGGCUAGGCCACGUGGUGGAGGACGACCUGGGCCCCGAGCACAGCACGCCGCCCCCCCAGAGGUAGUGACCAGCCCCCGCCGGCCCGCCGCGGAGAGAACACAGCGCCGAGGGAGCCCGCGGAGUCGGGACUGGCCAGGUGGAGGGCCCACCUGGGUCUGCGCUUUGUUUCCGGACCAGAGAAGUCAGCGGGGCGCUGGUGCUCACGGACAGAGGCGGUCUGGCGGCAGACACCCACCUUUUGUAGGAAGGAAGCCUUUAUUUACUAUUUUGUAUUUAUAGAUGGUGUAUAUGUAUAUACAUAGCAACGUCUCUAUGGACCUGGACCAUCUACCAAGUGACUGGAAGGACACCCUCUUCCCCCAAGGUGCUCUGGACCUGACUGAACCUGAAAGCCCUCUUCCUCCUCCUCCGGCCCUGGCACACUUCAGGGGCGAAACUGCAGGAGGCUUCUGCUGGCCCUGGGGGAUUUGCAUUGCGAGGAUCACUUUCAGAGCGACAUAGAUGGAGGCGACUGACCUUGCCCUUGGCCAAUCAGCAGGCUCAGGGCUUUCCUGGUGCCAGAGUGGUGCCAUUUUCUUCUGAUAGUGGAUGUCAUAGGGGUCCUCUGUGGCCCUGGCAGCAGGCCUACCUUUGCAGCAUUUUUGUGGAGUAGUUUGCAAUGUGGUAAAAGUGCAAUAAAGAUAAGGCAAAUGUG